This is a messenger RNA of Prorocentrum cordatum, 763 nucleotides long. The record is from the annotation of a GenBank genome assembly. Lineage: Eukaryota; Dinophyceae; Prorocentrales; Prorocentraceae.
GGAAUUUGAAAGCAGAAAGGUCGUUGUGAGCAGAUCUCAAGUGGAUGUCGUUGGUGAUCGGCGGUGAAGCCCACGCGGCUGCGUCUACCCAUACCAAAGUCAUCGAUUUGUUUAGCGAGGACCUCACAGGUGUAAUUCACUUCGUUUUGUCUGUGGAGCUAGCUGAGAUGAUGCAGAAGCUAAGGAUGGCCCUAAACACCGUGAUCAAGAACCGCUUGGUGUGGCCUCCUCCGCGUGGCGCGCCCUUUCUGGAGGCUGUGAGUUACAGGCUGCGGUGCAUGCAGCCAGCCAUCGACAGUUGGAUGGUCACGCUUUUUCACCAUGCAGUAACAAGUACUUUUGCGUGCCCUCCCUCUCGGUGAUUGGAGGCUGCGAGAUUGCGUGGAGGCCUCUGUGAGCGUCGCUGUGGCCCCUCUACCAGGCAAGGAAACCUUCGCUGAGAACUCCGCGGCCGCCCUUUCACGAGUCUUGUUAUCUCAUAAGCUUGCGACGUGCCCGGGGAGUCGUUCGUUGGGCGGGGUGGCGGCGCUCUCACAGCCCUUUUUGUUGCAAGCGCGUCAAGGACUAUUGCAGCCCUGCGUUUGCCGAGUUGUGCCGCCUUGUGGGGGAUGUCAAGGCCGUCUGCGAUGGGCGCCUUCGCGUUGCCGCAACGCCUGUGGGGCUGCUUGGGUCCGUCUGUUCGGUCCCCCCUCCUUCAAACGAGCAGAGCAUGCUUUCUGACUGGGUGGCUGGCGUCCCGGGCUCCAUGGGGCCCCCGCCGCUA